CGUUCUAACCUAAAAAUUCAGAAGUGAUUAUUUUAAAAGUGAAAACUACAGCUACAUCGACCAAGAGGAUUGCUUAUGGUGUUCUGUGUCCUGGAUAACUAUGGAUGAGCAAAGAAGGCUGUCUGAUUGUGAUUGUAGUAAUGAUAGUGAGGACUUAGGAAAGGAACUCGAGGCUAUUCCGACAGAUGAAAUUACGAGUGGCGGACUGUCCGAUAGUGUGGAUAUGGAGGAUGAGUGUCUCGCUCAGACUCGGCUGACGGAAAAGCGACCUCGGCCGCCGAGUGAUGAAGCUGAUGAUGAGGGAUUCUCGACCGUCCAACGUAAACGCAAUACAAAACGGGUUGCUCGAACGUUGUCCAAGGAUAAUUUUGUUGAGGGAAAUGAGAUCCAAUCCUCAGAGAAAAACGUUGUAGUUGUCCUAACGGCUAAAACUAUAUUGCCGAAGCAAGUAGGUAUGGCGAAAUUCCUAUCCUCAUUAGGUGUUAAAAAUAUUUUGAAAAUUAAGUCGAUGGGUGUGAAUAAAGCUUUCAUAACAUUUGCAAGCCGGACAGAUGCUGAGAAAUUGAUUGGUAGCGAGGAGCUGGUACGACGAGAGUACAGAUGCCAUAUUGAUGAUAUUCGCUAUACAUAUGGUAUUGUGAGGGAAAUAGACGUAGACAUGGAUGAGAAGGAAAUUCUUAACUCUUUCUCAUGUGACUCCCUAGAAAUAGCCUCUGUCCGGAGGUUAAAUCGUCUGAACGAUCUUGGUGAAUGGGUUGUCAGCGAAUCUGUUCGCUUUGCGUUCAAGAGCUCCUCCUUGCCGCCGUAUGUCCAAGCAUACGGGGUUCCGUUCAAGGUCGAGUCAUACACGUUCCCAGUAACUCAAUGCUCGGGUUGCUGGAGUUUUGGCCAUACAUUAAAAUUUUGUCGGACUAAGAAAACCAGAUGUCCAAAGUGCGGUGAUAACCACCAAAACUGUGAUAUCGCUAUCUAUACUUGUGUUAACUGCAAGGGUCCUCAUAUGGCCCUCGAUAAAUGCUGUCCUAUUUUCCUGAAAGAAAAGAAAAUCCGCAGUAUUAUGAGUCAAGAAAAUGUGACCUAUAAGAAAGCCUUGAACUCUUGUAUUCAACUAAACAAGCCGAUGACAGUGACUAAAUAUGUGAACGACUGUGUUGCGGAUCUUCAACAGCAGAACCCGACUUCAGACAUGCCUGUAGUACCGGUACCUCAAAGUCAAACUACGACUUACAGAGAUGCCGUAUUGGCCAAAGUACCUCGAGAAUCAAAUGAGGAUUCCUCUCAGCAGAAGACACGUCCAAAGCGACCUACUCAAGACAAUUCCCAUAAGAAUGCAGGACUUAAAGAACCCAAAGAAAAGAAAAAGCAAAGAGAAGUGGACCAAAGUUCUGAGAGUUCUUCGGAAGUGGAAGAUAAAGUGGGUGGUGAAGAGAAACAGAGGUCCUUGAAUGAAGAAAGAUACUCCUGGAUUUGCCUGAUGUUAAAAAAAAUUAAAGACUUAUUGCUAUCCAAAUCAUCUCUACAGGAGAAAAUCAUUGGUGUCUUCAUGGUAGUUGUGGAGAAGUUUUCUAAAUUUAUAACAAGUAUUUUUGCUAAAGGUGAGGUGACUGAUUUUUUCUUAUCUUUAUUCCGUAAUGGCUAAAGC
This is a messenger RNA of Plutella xylostella (diamondback moth), 1642 nucleotides long. RefSeq lists its product as uncharacterized. Lineage: Eukaryota; Metazoa; Arthropoda; Insecta; Lepidoptera; Plutellidae. The record is from RefSeq and is a predicted model, not a curated record.